This is a messenger RNA of Anopheles maculipalpis, 522 nucleotides long. RefSeq lists its product as uncharacterized. The transcript has 3 exons. Bases 1 to 522 code for a protein of 173 amino acids. NCBI's taxonomy places the organism in Eukaryota, Metazoa, Arthropoda, Insecta, Diptera, Culicidae. The record is from RefSeq and is a predicted model, not a curated record.
AUGUUCACGAUCGAUGCGGAAACGUUCGAUUUGAUGAAGCAGGAUGUGAUGAAUGGGAAAUGUCUGUCCACAUCCGGUACGCUCGUACAGUCGAAAACUGUUACAAACAGAUUGUUCUGGCAGAGUGGGAGCGCGCCGGAGGAUCUGAGGAAGAAGAUCUUGGAAAUCAUGACAUUUUUAGAUCCGGAAAUGUUUCUGAUGGAUAUCCAAUCGGUUCAGCAACCGUACCGAACCGAUAGCGAGCAGCCGGACGACGGUGGCAGUGCUUCCGUGCUGGAUGUCCUGAGCAAGAAAAUGGUGUGGGAAUAUCUAAGCUACACCAACGCUGAACAAGAUGACUGCGAAUAUUGUUCUCUUAUGCGUUGUGAAAACAGACUGUUCCAAAAGCAUCAGAUUUAUACGAACGGAAAGUUGAGCUGUCCUGUGCUGCUGAAGUUGAAGACUGCCUACCGUCACAAUAGAGGAGUAAUUAUUUCAACCAGAAAACGUGCCUUUUACUCCAACGAAACUCGAAGUGGAUGA